This is a messenger RNA of Benincasa hispida (wax gourd), 1077 nucleotides long. RefSeq names its product SHOOT GRAVITROPISM-like protein. NCBI's taxonomy places the organism in Eukaryota, Viridiplantae, Streptophyta, Magnoliopsida, Cucurbitales, Cucurbitaceae. Gene Ontology annotation, cellular component: nucleus. Gene Ontology annotation, biological process: gravitropism. The record is from RefSeq and is a predicted model, not a curated record.
AUUUCAUUCAGAGUCUGUUUCCAUUGUACUCAAAGAAAAAAGAAAAAAGAAAAAAGAAAAAAGGAAAAAGAAAAAAGGAAGGAGAAGGGAAAAAAAAGAAAAGAAAAGGAAAACCCAAUCUCCCUUUUUAUUUGUAUCUUCAGAAAUGGAAGAUGAAGAUCAGAAGGAGUUACAGCUUCUUCCGACGCCUCACUCCAUAGCGUCAUCAUCAUCCCACAUGUCGUCCCGCCCAUCGGACUCGUCGUUAAGGUUCCGGUCCGAUGCAUUCGAAGCGGCGGGUCCAGGAUCGGUGGACUUGCAGCUAUCGAUAAGCCUAAGGCCAAUCCGGCCGGCAGCGGAGUGCUUGUUCAAGUACGAGGAGGUGAUGAAGCCGGAGGCGGCGAGCUGCGUGGAGGCGCUGAAGUGGCAGGCGGCGGAGCAAAUUCGGCUGGCGGCGAUGGAAAAAGCGUAUGCGGAAAGAGUGAGAGAACUGACGAAAAGGGAGAUAGAAUUGGCGCAAACGGAGUUUGCAAGGGCUCGGCAGAUGUGGGAAAGGGCAAGAGAGGAAGUUGAAAAAGCGGAAAGAAUGAAAGAAAGAGCCACUAGACAAAUGGAUUCUACGUGCAUGGAGAUCACUUGCCAAUCUUGCAGGCAGAGGUUUCGGCCUUCUUAAUUAUAUCUCUAAUCAUCAUUUACCUCAUUAAUUACGUACCCCUUCCAUUUUCCAAAUCUUCUCUUCUUCACAGCCUACUUAAUUAUUAAGCGUUAUAUCCAGAGUUUCUUUUUUAAUUAAGUCUCUGCUUGCCUCUCUCUUUUCAAAUUAAUAAUCCUUUAAAUUAAGCAAAAUAUAGAGAAUAUAUGGGUUAUUAAUUUGAUCAUCAUCAUCAUCAUCAUCAUCAUCAUCAUCAUCAUCAUCAUCAUCAUCAUCAUCAUCAUCAUCAUCUUCAUCAACAUUCACACAAUAUUCAAAAUUGGAGUUCAAUUUCAAUUUUGUUUUCGAUAUAUUUGAUUUUGCUCUCCUGGUUUUCUUCUUUACUGAAUUAAGUUUGUAUGAUAUUAUAAUAUUUUAAUAAUCAAAUGGACGAUUUGUUUUGUUUA